Labrus mixtus (cuckoo wrasse) is the source of this 1618-nucleotide messenger RNA. RefSeq lists its product as uncharacterized. The transcript is spliced from 5 exons. The record is from RefSeq and is a predicted model, not a curated record. NCBI's taxonomy places the organism in Eukaryota, Metazoa, Chordata, Actinopteri, Labriformes, Labridae. The coding region runs from base 850 to 1440 and encodes 196 amino acids.
AUUCGGUGAGAAUUUAUACACAUAUUAUAAUAAUCCUAGUUUAAAGUAAAACUUGUGUUGUACUUCCUUCAGUCCUAAACAAACACUGACUUCAGACAAAAGUCUAUACUAAUAUAACUAUUUGAACAAACUUGCCCACCAUGCAAUUCUUUAAAAGUGCAUUAGCUUCGAUGAUUUAAGUCUAAGGUUCCCUACUGAAAAGUUACAGGCUGAAACAGGCCCUUUAAUGUGAGAGAAAUAUAACUGGGAUGUAUGCCAGCUGAACGCUGUGAGGCACAAAGCAUUGCUGAGUGCAGGCCAAAUGCUCUGGGGCAACCACUGAGUUCACAUCUUGUUUUGUUUUUUUGUGUGAGUGGUUUGUGUGUCUGUUUGAGUGUAGUUUAUCAUCACUGUACUUGCUACUGUACAUCUUACUCAAGUCACUAAUCUAAGACAUCAUAUUUUUAGUCCUCAGCUCAGCACAUAUAGAACAUGUUUACCUGUAUGCCCACCCAUUAAAUCAGCCCCCACUUACACUGGACCAUUUCCCCUUUAAAUCCGUCUCUCUCAGAGCUGCUGCAAAAGUCCCAGCCCUCUGUUGGUGGUCCAGCAGCUUUAUUGUCUCAGUUGUUAACUACUGUAUCUGUCACUCACAGGAGAAGAAUAUAACACCAUGACUACAGGAAACAAGCUUUAAGUAGCUGUGUGUACAACCUCACACAAACAUACAUACAGAACAGAGAAAAGUGCACAGUCUAAGAAAACACUGCACAACUGUACCACGUCUUGUGUUUUCUACAUUGAAGUAUCUGUUGUACCAGACACACAGCAUUCAGGGCUGCUGGUGAUUCUAGUGAACCAACAGACACAAUGUUCAUCAAACAUUUUGACCUACGACACCCCCGUCGCUAUCAUGAGUUAUUUCUGCCCAGUCGACCCUACAGGGGAGAACCACCUGCAGUGGCAGGGUAUCUCCUCUACCCAGACACUCCUGCAAAGAUGGAGACAACAUCCCAAGAAGAUUUCUGCUUCAGACCGGCCCCACAGCAAGAUAGAGGCAAAGGAGACUGUGUUGCCAAGAACACACAGCAGGAGUCCCGUCGUUCUCCUUCCACAAUCUCCAGACAAACAGGAAGAGGAAACAUUAGCAGGGGCUGGGAAAUACAGGAGGAUGAGCGAGGGGGCAACGGCAGCAAUGGGACAGCUGUGAAAAAAGAGCAAGUCGCAGCAGAGAUGCAGUCUCAGUAUCAAAAGGAUUUCCCUCCUCCAUCUUCCUGCUGCAGGAGACGGACACCUGCCCUCCCACAGCCAGACAACAUCUGCAUCAACCCUGCAUUCAGAUUCGAAUUCAGCACAGUCCAAAGAGAGACUUACCCAGGUUGGCCGGUUGUGAGCUCCAGGUUUGCUGCAAAGCUGAGAGCGUCUUCGUCUGGAAUACCAAACAUGACUUACAGACAUUAGUCCAUAAAAAAAAAAGUUUUUUGUGUGUGCACUUUUUAGUAAUAUAUAUGUUGGACAAGACAGUCAAAACUUCCCAGCUCAUCUGUGAUCCUAAAAAUGACAAUUUAUAAACAGAAAUAGAGAAAAUGUUUAAUUCCAUCACUUUGAAACAGUCACUUGCCUGUUCUAGUCAUGUACU